This is a messenger RNA of Equus caballus (horse), 1344 nucleotides long. RefSeq names its product gametocyte specific factor 1 like (gene GTSF1L). NCBI's taxonomy places the organism in Eukaryota, Metazoa, Chordata, Mammalia, Perissodactyla, Equidae. The record is from RefSeq and is a predicted model, not a curated record.
GUCCAUAAUAUCCAGGAAGGGGGUGAAACUUUUAUUAACUUUAAACCUUGGUAAGUUAUCUAUGAAGGUUUUAAUUUGUACAGUAACCACUAAACGAUUAGAGAAUGUAUAACUUACAAAAUAGUGGGGGAAAUGGAAAGAUUUUUUAAAACUGUCUGUUUAAAAGAAGAGAAGAAAGAAGAAACAAAUAAACCGAAGAAUAAGUCAAGAAGCACAUAAUAAGAUGGCAGAUUUAAACCCAAAUACAUGGGGGAUUAUAUUAAACAGGUGAGUUUAAAGACAGUUAAAUGGUCACAGACAUGCCACAAACAAUUUUGCAUGACAGCUGUCCCCAAAGUGCCCCACCCCUUGAAAGUGGUGGACAACAAGUAGCCUGUUCCUGAGGACUCACGCUGCCCAUUGUGACCAUGACAUCACACAGCAUAACUUGCAGAGUCACACAGGGCUGGCACGUACAUACCUUCUUCACCUUCCAGGCAGGGCAGUUUGGGGUUUUGGCUCUUGCAUCUGCUUUACAUAGUUCUUCUGUCUCACGUGCCGUUUGAUAACUCUGUUCUCUGUGCAGCUGCUCCUGACAGCUCCUUGUCCUUUUUCUAAUCCACUACUCGUGGUCCCAGAGAACAGGAAACGUGAGCUGAUAAGACCUGUGCGUACAAGGCCAACGCUGGGGCAGAGAAAAUCUCUAUUAUUCCCACCAAGGGCCUUUUCCAAGAGGGGCAUUUUGUUUUGACUCUUGGCAGUGACCAUUCUGCUUCAAGAACAAUUUCUCAUGGAGCCAGAAGCCUUGGAAGUUUGCCCUUACAACCCUCACCACCGAAUCCCGCUCAGCAGAUUUCAGUACCACCUGGCAUCAUGCAGGAGAAAGAAUCCCAAGAAAGCCAAAAAGAUGGCCAGCUGCAAAUACAAUGCCUGCCACGUGGUCCCCAUCAAGAAGCUGGAGGAGCACGAGGCUGCCUCUGUCAACAGGAGCACAGCAGAGGAGAACAGCUCGAGCCCUCUCAAAGUUAGCCUUCUGAGUUCAGAGCAGAAUGGAAGUGCCCCUCCGGUGUCCCCCUGGCUCCCCAACGCUGAGGUCUGGAAUGGGCUCCCCAACGCUGAGGUCUGGAAUGUCGAUGGCCCUAACUGCCACCCCAUGUUCAUCCUUAAGACUUUUGUUCCCCAAAAGCUUGUUUGUGAGAGCGACGCAAGAGAGUCAGAGAGAGAGGACCAUCCCCCAUCCCUGACCAGCCCCCAAAAGACCCUCAGACCCAGAGAGCAAACCACAGGCAGCAGAAAGAAGAUGUGUGCCUCUUAAACACGUGAAAGGAGACGCAACUCACCAGAAUAAAAGGCACGGAAAGUGAA